UGUACCACUACGGACCUUACAUUUAUUGUUCUGUGUUUUAUUGAGAAUAAAACACCAUAUGGACUUGGGGAUUCGUUGCGCCGCUUCAUAGUUUUUAGUCUUUUUUUUAAGUUUAAUCAUGUUGAAAAACAAUGGAAAGAAGACAGCUAUCUCUAUAGCCAGCACAGCAUGUCUCUGUCUGGUGCUGCUCCUGGUUGCUGUGCAGCAUCACCGGGUUCAGGUGGAAGAUGAGGCAGCCAACAGAGAGGACAUCGGGACGCGCUCUCUUCUCCAAGAUGCUGCGCAGCAGGAACAGCAGGACGCGCAGGGUGCCAAGAAAGGAUUCUCGGCGUACUUCACCAAACUGACCCGGGGACGGAGGGAGGUGGAAAAGCCCGCACGGUCCUCCGCGUCCGCUGCAGACCCUUCUCCAGCCGAGGACAUCAGCGCUGAUGACAUCUUCAUCGCUGUGAAGACCACUAAGAAGUUCCACCAGUCCAGACUGAAUCUGCUCCUGGACACGUGGAUCUCCAGAAACAUGCAACAGACGUACAUCUUCACAGAUGGAGAAGAUGAGGACCUAAAAAAGAAAAUUGGGAGUCACGCAAUCAACACCAAUUGCUCUGCUGCUCAUAGCCGACAAGCUCUGUCCUGUAAGAUGGCGGUCGAAUAUGACAAGUUCAUAGAGUCUAGGAAGAAGUGGUUCUGUCAUGUAGAUGACGACAACUACGUGAAUGUUCGCACCCUGGUGAAGCACCUGUCCCAGUACCCGCACACACAGGACAUGUACAUCGGGAAACCCAGCCUGGAUCGGCCCAUAGAGGCCACAGAGAGGCUGGGGAACAACAAGAUGAAACCUGUCAACUUCUGGUUUGCUACUGGAGGAGCAGGCUUCUGUGUGAGCCGGGGUCUGGCGCUGAAGAUGAGCCCAUGGGCCAGUGGUGGUCACUUUAUGAACACAGCAGAGAAAAUCCGCCUGCCUGACGACUGCACCAUCGGCUACAUCAUUGAGUCGGUUCUGGGGGUUCCUCUGACCCGCAGCAACCUGUUUCACUCCCACCUGGAGAACCUGCAACAAGUGUCAAGAUCUGAGAUUCACAAGCAGAUAACCCUCAGUUAUGGGAUGUUUGAGAACAAGAGUAAUAUCAUCAAUUUGAAAGGGGCUUUUCCUGUGGAGGAGGAUCCAUCAAGGUUCAAGUCUGUGCACUGUCUCCUGUACCCAGACACCCCAUGGUGUCCCCCUCAGGUUGCCUUUUAGGGCGACCGCUCCUUUCUCAUCCUCGUCCCCGUCGUGCCUCGGUAUCUGAAAGGCUCGUGGGGACCAGUGUUUCGUAUUAGACUGCGCCGCUGCUGUGUUGUCGCUGCAGUUGUGUGCGGUCUUUAAUAGUUUUACUGGGCUGCUGUGCGGCCCGCCUCGGGACAAUUGCUUCCUGUGCGGAGCCAGGACCUCACCCCGUGAUGUAGUGGUGGAGGAACCCAGCUCUCGGCAGGAAGUAGCUUUCAGCGUUAAGCUUUGCAGGCAAUCAGUUGAGCUUUGUGAUGUAUAUGUUGCUUGUAAAUGUAUCUGCAAUUCUCAUAGAAUGUAUUGUCAUAUAUUCGAGCCUUUUUGCCAGCUUUACAUUAACUUUUUUCUGUUUUAGCUUUUUAAAAAUGCAAAGCCAUACAGGUCUUUGUUUGUAGGCUUCUAUCACAUAUAAUUGGCUUUGUCAGGCAUUUUGUUUAGAUCUUUUAACUCUGAUGACUCCGGACAAACUCUCUGAUAUGAAGAUGUUUUUGUGUUUUUAAGUUAACAGUGUUAUUUCUCCCAUAAACUGAGCUGGCAGUAGGCAGAUUUCCAAAUGCAUCCUUGGGUGACCUAAUCUGAGGUAUAUCAGGACAAAGCACUUUUCCCUUUUUGAUAUUUUUUGGUGGACUAACCUAAUUUACGUCCUUUAAUGACAUGCCUCAGAUUUGUGUCCAAACUAACAAAACGAAAAAAGAGAAGAAUAACCCCUCAAGAUCUCUAUCUAUUCAUUCUUAUGUAUUUAAUAACACUCCUUGCAUUUGUUACAAUCAGGGAAAAAUAAUGAGUGGAAGAGAUUUUGAUUCGGGGUUACAAUCACCUUUUGAAUUGCUCUUGAAAAUUGUAUUUUGUUUGUUUUGAAAUUGCACAGCUGAGUUUCAAAUGAGCUGAUGUUUGCUCCUGAAGAGACACUCACCUCAAAAGGUUCAUUAGUAAACUAUUAGUGACUUUUAGCUCGGAGAAACCCAUAAGAGCAAAGAAAAAACACAUGGCAUAUUUAUGAUAAUAACCACAUGUGUAAUCUGAGCCACAGUCUAUAAUAGUUUGCACAAAAGACUGAUGAGCCUGUUAUUAUUAACAUUAAUGUUCCUUAUUUACACAUAAUUUUGGCUGGUUAGUGUUGAGGCCUGUGAGGUGAGAGCUUUACAAGAGCAACAUCAGUGCUUCCACAUGGAGGUGUUCACCCCCUCUGUGUUUUCUCCUGCCCAUAUUGGGUCACACUGUACAUGUUGAUUGCAGUAUUGUGUACUGUGCCUUUGUUUGAAUUAGUAGUGAUUGUGUAAUGUUUAGAAUGUAAUGCCCCAUUUUGUGGUUUACACAUGCUUUUAAUGACCCGGACAUGAUUUUUGUACUGCUUUGAACUGUGCUAAAUGACUGUGGUGUUUAUUCUCCAGUAUCUGGAGGGUUCGAACGGUUCAUUCCCAAUACUGGCUUCUCAGGGAUUAUGAGCUGAUCCUGGUAUUAACUACCAUGGGACCCACGAUGGGACCUAAAACUUUGAAUAAAAGUGCAUAACCACUGAGAAACUUAACAUAUUUGGUC
Messenger RNA from Epinephelus fuscoguttatus (brown-marbled grouper), 2803 nucleotides. It is a transcript of the gene lfng, whose product is annotated as LFNG O-fucosylpeptide 3-beta-N-acetylglucosaminyltransferase. Gene Ontology annotation, biological process: regulation of Notch signaling pathway; pattern specification process. Gene Ontology annotation, cellular component: Golgi membrane. NCBI's taxonomy places the organism in Eukaryota, Metazoa, Chordata, Actinopteri, Perciformes, Serranidae. Gene Ontology annotation, molecular function: O-fucosylpeptide 3-beta-N-acetylglucosaminyltransferase activity. The transcript is spliced from 8 exons. The record is from RefSeq and is a predicted model, not a curated record. Bases 119 to 1237 code for a protein of 372 amino acids.